Messenger RNA from Durusdinium trenchii, 968 nucleotides. The record is from the annotation of a GenBank genome assembly. NCBI's taxonomy places the organism in Eukaryota, Dinophyceae, Suessiales, Symbiodiniaceae.
GUGGGGAACACCCCGUCACUGCCACAACUUCCAUGUCGUCGUAGUGCUCGUAGCUCAUGAGUCGAUGGAGUCAUGCAGGUCACGUAUACCCUCUUGGCGGCGGACCACUGGUGUGACAAUCUGGGUGGCGCCGUGCGGCUGGGCGACGACUUCGAUGGCUACAGCCUCAUUGGCUGCCAAGCGCAGUGCAGCAAGGACCGUCGCUGCGCGUAUGUGUCCUUCAACCAGAAGCUCGUUGGUGCUCCAAGUAUGCCAUUUGCGGCACCCCAACCACGAUGCCCAACGAAUUCCCGCAGGACCCCCGCGGUUGGUUGACCUUCGCAAGGGACCAGGCGGAGGAUGUGCCGCAGUUCUACGGAGAUUGUUCUCAACAUGACUUCCAGGCCUUUAAGAACCGCUCCAUCGACUGGUAUGAGAAACGCAUGGCCACCCUCAACCUCUUUCAUGACAUGACACUGCUGGUGAACAACUUCCACACCAUCUACAAGAACUGCCCGCCGGCGGCGCUGCUGGCGGUCUUGUUGAAGCUCGAGUCGAUGUACUUCGAAGAUGAAGAGAAGUGGAACACGCUGCUGGAGAUCUACGUGAACGCGCAGCACCAGGCCUCCGCCCAAGGAGACCUCUUCGCCUCGCACUACGCGGUCGACCGAUGGCCGCUGCAGCAGGGCAUCGCCCAUGCCCUGGCCCUGCGGCGCCAGGGCGGCACAGCCAGGUCGCUGGAGUUGGUGGUGUGCUACUGUUCGGAGAAGCUCUCGUGGCUGCGCGCCUUUCAUCGCCUGCCCUGGCGAGAUGAGGACCGCUCCGAGGCGGUGCAAAAGCAGGUGGCCCUGCGCUUCUACCACAAGCGGCUUGGCGAUGAAAGCGGAAGAAGCGGCGAGGUGAGCAGCCGUUGGUUGGGGAUGCUUCGGGGUUGGAUUUGCAGAGAGAGAGAGAGAGAGAGAAGGAGAGAAGACAGAUUUUAGGAGCCA